Chrysoperla carnea is the source of this 573-nucleotide messenger RNA. It is a transcript of the gene Ufc1, whose product is annotated as ubiquitin-fold modifier-conjugating enzyme 1. Gene Ontology annotation, biological process: protein K69-linked ufmylation. The transcript has 5 exons. The record is from RefSeq and is a predicted model, not a curated record. The coding region runs from base 41 to 550 and encodes 169 amino acids. Gene Ontology annotation, cellular component: cytoplasm. Gene Ontology annotation, molecular function: UFM1 conjugating enzyme activity. NCBI's taxonomy places the organism in Eukaryota, Metazoa, Arthropoda, Insecta, Neuroptera, Chrysopidae.
UCCAAUAUAUAAGUAAUUAAGACAAUUAAUAGUCGACGCAAUGGUUGACGAUAGUACACGUUCUACAUUAAGUAAAAUUCCAUUAUUAAAGACAAAAGCUGGGCCUAGGGAUAAAGAUUUAUGGGUACAACGUCUUAAAGAAGAAUAUCAAUCGUUAAUAGCAUACGUACAAAGUAAUAAAGCAGCUGAUAAUGAUUGGUUUCGUUUGGAAUCGAAUAAAGAAGGUACGAGAUGGUUUGGUAAAUGUUGGUAUAUUCAUGAAUUGUUAAAAUACGAAUUCGAUAUCGAAUUUGAGAUUCCAGUCAUGUAUCCAGUCACUGCCCCUGAAUUAGCAUUACCAGAAUUAGAUGGUAAAACAGCGAAAAUGUAUCGCGGAGGAAAAAUUUGUUUAACAGAUCAUUUUAAACCAUUAUGGGCAAGGAAUGUUCCCAAAUUUGGUAUUGCACAUGCUCUUGCCUUAGGGCUGGGUCCUUGGUUAGCAGUAGAAAUACCCGAUUUAAUUGAAAAAGGAGUUAUCACAUAUAAAGAAAAAGAUGAAAAGAAAUCAUAACUUGAAAAUAUUUUUAUUUUUUA